Paramecium sonneborni is the source of this 781-nucleotide messenger RNA. The record is from the annotation of a GenBank genome assembly. NCBI's taxonomy places the organism in Eukaryota, Ciliophora, Oligohymenophorea, Peniculida, Parameciidae.
AUGAUUCAUUGUUGUAGAUGUAAUAAAACUAGAUCACCUAUAGAUUAAAACAAAUGUAAUAAUAUAUUACAGGAUCAUUAAAUUGAAUAAAGGAUAUAACAAUCUGAUCUUUAAUAAAUGUAUAUUACUAAAAUAAAGGAGAAUGAAUAACUGAUUUUUAAAAUGUAUAAAGAAUUGUAAGAUGAAAAUAGUGGACUAAAAAGUCUAAUAAAUUCGUAUUGAUUAUUUGUGUUAUGGUGUAGAUUAGAAAAAGAGAAAUUGGAACUACAAGAGAAAUACAACAAUUUAUAGAACUAAAGUAUCUAAUUUAUUACUUAAAAUCAAUCCAGAUUAAUACCAGAGGAGACUAAUAUGAAUUUUAGUACAAAACAACAAUCUUUUUAAUUUAAUGAUCCGAGCAAUAUAAAAUAUUAAUCGUUAAAAAAAAUAUUGGAUGAAUUAAUUAAAGAUGAGGAUUGGGAUGUUUAGAAAAAGAAUUAAUAUUCAACUUCGAUACAAUUUUUGAAUAGUAUUCUUUAAGAGAAGCAAGAAGACUUAGAAUUGGCAUAAAAUUAAAUCAUAAAGUAGAAUAAGAUUAUCGAAGAAUAUGAAUUAAAAUAUAAUUAAUUAUUAUGUAAUAAAUAUGAUUAAUAAAUAAGAGGAUUAUUAAUAAAUAGAAUAGGAAUAUCACUUAAAGAAGAAAUCAUUUUAAGAUAAUGGAAUAUAAUAUGAUAAUCUUUACAAUGGAGUAGUAAUUUAAGAGACGAUUAAGUUAAAUACUUAGAAAAUUGUAAUAAAUUGA